This is a messenger RNA of Magallana angulata, 2207 nucleotides long. RefSeq names its product 4-hydroxybutyrate coenzyme A transferase-like. Gene Ontology annotation, cellular component: mitochondrion. Gene Ontology annotation, biological process: acetate metabolic process. Lineage: Eukaryota; Metazoa; Mollusca; Bivalvia; Ostreida; Ostreidae. Bases 56 to 1495 code for a protein of 479 amino acids. Gene Ontology annotation, molecular function: acetate CoA-transferase activity. The record is from RefSeq and is a predicted model, not a curated record. The transcript has 8 exons.
UAACUCGAAUACACAUAGCAAACAACUGAAAGUUUAAAACAGAUUAAUUACGGUGAUGCAUAUUUUGCAGAAAGUUCCUCGUCUGUUAGCAAGGACAUCAAGGCUUAGUCCUUGUGUGACUAGGUCAUUUUAUAUUUAUUCACCGGAGCCAUUGCACGCACUGCUGGGAAAGCAACCGACAUGGAAAACAGCAGACCAGGCUGUCGAGGCCAUUCAGUCUGGUCAAAGGAUAUACAUCCAGGGUGGGGCCUCUAGUCCUCAGUCAUUGGUGGAUGCUAUGUGUUCCUAUGCUGAGAAGGCGAAGCUUAGAGAAAUUGAAGUGAUAGAGGCUCCAAUACAGGCAAAGGCACCAUACACAGACCCCAAGUAUGAAGGAAUUUUCCGCCCAAAUUCCUUCUUUAUUAGUGCUUCAAUAAGGAAGGCGGUGGCUGAGGGAAGAGCUGACACCAUUCCAAUCUUCCUCAGUGAGAUUCCGCUGUUGUUCCGUCGUCGACUGUUAAACCUAGACGUGGCAAUGAUAUCAGUUAGUCCGAUAGACAAUCAUGGAUUCUGUUCAUUAGGACCAGGUGUAGACUGCACAAGAGCAGCUGUCCAAAAUGCCCAGUUUAUUAUAGGUCUUGUAAACAAGCAGAUGCCGCGUACUUUUGGGGACGGCCUGGUUCAUAGCUCCCACAUCGAUGUUCUGGUAGAGGGGGAUGAACCACUGGGGGAAAUCCCCCCACCCUCCCUCACUCCAGAAAUCCAUGAAAUUGCCAAGCUGAUUGCUGACAAUCUGGUAGAGGAUGGGGCCACCAUUCAGACAGGUAUAGGUAAUGUACCAGCAGCUGUGCUACAAAAGCUGCAGAAUCACAAGGAUCUAGGAAUUCACACAGAGAUGUUCAGUGAUUCAGUGGUGGAUCUUGUGGAGUGCGGGGCAAUUACUAACGCAAAGAAAGCUAUUCAAACUGGAAAAAUUAUCAGCUCAUUUGCCAUUGGAUCAAAGAGAUUGUAUGAUUUUAUGGAUGACAAUUCCUUUGUUGCUAUGUGUGACUGCAGCUUCACCAACAAUCAGUCGAUCAUCUGCCAGAAUCCUCGUGUGACUGCCAUCAACACCUGUCUGGAAAUUGACAUCACAGGACAGGUGUGCUCAGACUCGCUAGGAACAUACAUGUACUCAGGUUUUGGUGGACAGAUUGACUUUAUUCGGGGGGCCGCUGUGAGUUUAGAUGGGGAGGGUAAGCCAAUCAUUGCAUGUACCUCAACUGUCCACAGACACACCCCCGACGGAAAAGCUGUGGAAGAAUCCAGAAUUGUUACCAACCUCAAACCAGGAGCUGGUGUGGUAACGACAAGAGCCCAUGUGCACUACAUUGUGACAGAAUUUGGCAUCGCUUAUCUCUUUGGAAAGAAUUUGAGACAGCGAGCAUAUGAGCUGAUCAAAGUGGCACAUCCAAGUUACAGAGAGACAUUAGAAAAGGCAGCCUUUGAGAGACUAAAAUGCAUGCCAUCACCCUGAGUGUAACUCUUAUACAUGUGCCACCAUUGCAAUGUAGUACGAUUUUUAACCCUUGCAAUUUGCUUUUGAAUUUGUGGCUGUGAAAUAGAGUUUCAUUAUUUUUAUGUCACAUUAGUUGCAAAAAUACAUGUAUAUAGUCUUUUUCACCAAGUCUGUUUUACAUAAGCUUGUUUUAUUUUAUUCAGUUUAGUCAGAUACAUGUGUUGUUGUAAUUGAAGGUUUUUAUAUUUGUGUAAUUAAGGUAUGUAAAUGUUAUAUAUGACUGCAUUGCAAGUAAUUGUUAGUGUUUUGCAGUAUAAUCCUUUGCCUGAUUCCUUGUUAUUGUAUAAUUAUGUUAAAUAUUUAGACCAACAUGGUUGUUAAAAUUGUGGCAUAUGUGUUUAUAGCCAUCUUUGAGGAAAGAUGUAGGCUGAAUCAUACUCAAAAUAUUGGGUUUGCUCAAAGCAUUUAUAUAUGUAAAUGCAUGUUCAUUUUCAAAUAAAACACUUAACAGAAUUUUUCUAUGAUAAUUUGAGUUAUUCAAAUGGUCAAGUUGGUAAAUUAAGAUUUUAGAAAAUGUUAGAUAUCUUCAUUGAUACAAUAUAUUUGUUUUUGUUUGUUGAAAUUGUCUUUACAUGUUCAUAAAUAAAAACAAAUGCCAUUCAUGGUUACAAGAUGUGCAGAAGAAAUCUCAUUUAAUACUAAGUAUUGCUUGGACACCUCAAGUUUGUGA